Medicago truncatula (barrel medic) is the source of this 1064-nucleotide messenger RNA. RefSeq names its product putative elongation of fatty acids protein DDB_G0272012. The coding region runs from base 77 to 901 and encodes 274 amino acids. Gene Ontology annotation, biological process: fatty acid elongation, saturated fatty acid; fatty acid elongation, polyunsaturated fatty acid; very long-chain fatty acid biosynthetic process. The record is from RefSeq and is a predicted model, not a curated record. NCBI's taxonomy places the organism in Eukaryota, Viridiplantae, Streptophyta, Magnoliopsida, Fabales, Fabaceae. Gene Ontology annotation, cellular component: endoplasmic reticulum membrane. Gene Ontology annotation, molecular function: fatty acid elongase activity. The transcript has a single exon.
CGUAGACAACACAAAGUGUCCAAUAGCAUCAGGAAGAACACAAAGGCACUUCUCCCCCAAACCCAAAAAGAGGUGAAUGGAAAACCCCAUUGGCAGAAUCCUUGAACAUUGGCUAGUCUACCAUCCAAACAUUCUAAAUUUCACAUGGAACCCUCCUCACACUCCAGCCUCAUCCCUUUUAUUCCUCUCUCUUUCCAUAGCCUCUUAUCUCUCCCUCACUCUCCUUCUCCUCUUCCCUCUCCCACCCAUUCCACCUCACUUCCUCAAACCCUUCACCGCACUCCACAACCUCAUCCUCUCCAUCCUCUCCCUCAUUAUGGCUAUUGGCACCUCCCUCACCAUCCUAACUCACACCCCCAACCUCCGCUCCACCACCAUAUGUUUCCCUCCUCAUACCCCUCCAAAUGGUCCCCUCUUCUUUUGGGCCUACAUCUUCUACCUCUCAAAAUAUCUUGAAUUCAUUGACACUCUCUUCAUCAUCCUAUCAAGAUCCAUCAAACGCCUCUCAUUCCUCCACGUGUACCAUCAUUCAACCGUCCCAGUCAUGUGUUAUCUAUGGCUUAAUUCUUCUCAAUCACUCUUCCCUAUUGCACUUCUUACCAACUCAUCCGUCCACGUCAUCAUGUACUCUUACUACUUCCUCACCACCGUUGGAAUCCGACCGCCUUGGAAACGCGUCGUUACCGACUGCCAGAUUGUUCAGUUCGUGUUCAGCUUCGCCGUCUCCGGUCUCAUGCUUUAUUAUCACUUCGGAUCCGAUGGUGGUGGAUGCUGUGGGAUGAAGGCUUGGUGUUUCAAUGCUGUUUUUAAUGCUUCUCUUUUGGCUCUUUUUCUUGAUUUUCAUCUCAAGAGUUAUGCUAAUUCUAAGAACAAGAAACGUACUACGGAUAAAGACUCGUGACGUUCAUGUCAUUAUCAUCGUCACUCUUUGUUGGCUGUUGUUGGUCUUUAAUAACAUGUAAGAAAUUCACAUUGCUAUCUAUCUAUCUAUUUGUUUUUUACAACUUAGUUGUUCAACAAUUAUACAAUGCUCAACCAAUACUUUAUUUGAUUGUUGUUUUUUA